GCCGGACACGUGCGACACCUCCUCGCCAAAUAAAGGCAGCGCACCCUCCCGUCGCAUCGGGAAGCUUCUGGGCUCUACACGAAACAGUAGGUCCCUUCCCUUGAUCUCUCUCUCUCCCGUGACGAGCGGCGCGCGCCCCCUCUGUUCCAUACGAAUCCUCCGCGACCAAUAUGGCAAGGGGCUACAGUUACAGUCCAUCUCCGCCGCCAAGAGGCUACAGGGGAAGGGGAAGGGCACGCAGCCCAAGUCCACGUGGUGAUCGUUAUGGUGCCCAAGGUAGAGAUAUCCCGACCAGUCUUUUGGUCAGGAACCUUCGCCGGGACUGCAGGCCAGAUGAUCUUCGUAGGCCAUUUGGGCAGUUUGGCCGUCUGAAAGAUGUGUAUAUUCCAAGGGAUUAUCAUACUCAGGAGCCGAGAGGAUUUGGGUUUGUCCAGUACUUCGAUCCUGCUGAUGCUGCUGAUGCAAAAUACUAUAUGGAUGGACAGGUUGUUCUUGGCAGAGAAAUAGCAGUUGUGUUUGCCCAGGAGAACAGAAAGAAGCCUGGUGAGAUGAGAACCAGAGAAAGUAGCAGAGGCCAUAGCAGAGGCCGGUCUUACGAUCGGCGGUACUCUCCUUCUCCGAGGGCCCGGCCAUCUUACCGAGGCCGUAGCUACUCAAGGUCUCCCUCUCCUCGGUACUCAAGGCGCAGGUUCAGAGAGGAGUCUUACUCACGUUCACCCGCUGACAGCAGAUCAAGGAGCCCAACGCCUUCUGAUGGGCGUUACAGAAGGUCUGCGCGAAGAGAGAGGUCCGUCUCUGUUAGCGAAUGAAGUAGCAGUAGCUCUGUUUGGCGUUCAGAACUGCGGUGGAGACGACUAGUGCCUCGUGGUAAACCUAGUUGCUAUAUAUCACAAUAUUUUGAACCUUAUCGAAAUCCGUGGAUCUAUAUAGAGUUCGCCAUCGUGUACUAGCAGAAGUUUGAAUAAACUGCAGACUGGGGUGUGUGGCAGUGUGCGCUUAUGCUUUGUACUGUACGUGAGAUUCAGUAUGUAAAGAUGAUUACUUUGCGUUUCC
Messenger RNA from Lolium perenne, 1053 nucleotides. Its product is annotated as serine/arginine-rich SC35-like splicing factor SCL30A. Lineage: Eukaryota; Viridiplantae; Streptophyta; Magnoliopsida; Poales; Poaceae. Gene Ontology annotation, molecular function: RNA binding. The record is from RefSeq and is a predicted model, not a curated record.